AUGACAUAUUACUAUAAAUAUGGUGCCUUAGGUAUAUUUGUCAAUGCUACCAAGAGAACUACCAAAAUCACAAGUUUUUUGGAAUCUUUGAUGCCUUCAGCAUCUACUAGUUUUUCUGGAAUUGUGA
This is a messenger RNA of Cetraspora pellucida, 127 nucleotides long. NCBI's taxonomy places the organism in Eukaryota, Fungi, Glomeromycota, Glomeromycetes, Diversisporales, Gigasporaceae. The record is from the annotation of a GenBank genome assembly.